This is a messenger RNA of Synchiropus splendidus (mandarinfish), 3512 nucleotides long. RefSeq names its product ALG2 alpha-1,3/1,6-mannosyltransferase (gene alg2). Gene Ontology annotation, molecular function: GDP-Man:Man(1)GlcNAc(2)-PP-Dol alpha-1,3-mannosyltransferase activity; alpha-1,3-mannosyltransferase activity. Lineage: Eukaryota; Metazoa; Chordata; Actinopteri; Syngnathiformes; Callionymidae. The transcript is spliced from 5 exons. Bases 151 to 1365 code for a protein of 404 amino acids. The record is from RefSeq and is a predicted model, not a curated record.
ACCAUGUUAACUAUUACGCGAGAGUGGAGCCAAAAUGGCGUACGUACGCUAGAGUUUCUUGACAGAAUAUAUACGCAGCGCCUGACAGGACUCAGCUACAAUAAUCACGAGUUUACAAAGUAGGUGCUCAAAUUUCGACUCAUACGAAGGAUGGUGCGGGUGGUGUUUCUGCACCCAGAUCUGGGUAUAGGAGGAGCAGAGAGGCUGGUAGUUGAUGCAGCAGUGGCUCUCAAGUCACGAGGAUGUGAUGUUCAAAUCUGGACAGCUCACUAUGACCCUACACAUUGUUUCUCUGAGACGCUCGAGACAGACCUUCCUGUGGUGUGUGUUGGUGACUGGCUUCCCAGAAGUGUUUUUGGCUAUCUUUAUGCCCUGUGUGCUUAUCUUAGAAUGAUCUAUGUGGCCUUCUACUUGGUCUUCCUCAGUGGAGUGUGCUAUGAUGUAGUCAUCUGUGAUCAGGUGUCAGCAUGUAUCCCAGUUUUGAGGCUGUCUCGUCACAGGAAGAAAGUGUUGUUUUACUGUCACUUCCCUGAUAAACUGCUCACUCAGAGGAAAUCAACCCUCAAGAAAGUGUACCGUGCUCCCAUAGAUCUGCUGGAGGAGCGAACUACUGGCAUGGCUGAUAUGAUUCUGGUAAACAGCCGAUUCACUGCUGGCGUCUUCAGGGAGAACUUUCAUAGCCUCAGUGAAGUCCAGACCGAUGUCCUCUAUCCUUCUCUCAACACAUCCACCUUUGACCAGCCAAUGGAAAUUCAGAGCCUGGAAGGUCUUCUCCCUGAGGGGACAUCCUGUCUGUUUCUUUCUCUAAACAGAUAUGAGCGAAAGAAAAAUUUGGAACUGGCGUUGACCGCGCUGGCCGCCUUGCGGAGCUGCCUUCCCGUGAAUCAUUGUGCGGGAAUCCACCUGGUGGUGGCGGGAGGCUAUGAUGAACGCGUGACUGAGAACGUUCAGCACUACACGGAGCUGAAGGCGCUGGCAGAGCAGCUUCAGCUGGAGGACUGUGUCACUUUUCUUCGUUCCCCUUCUGAUUCCAUGAAAGUGGCACUGCUGCGGGGAAGUGCUGCCGUCCUCUACACCCCCAGUAGAGAGCAUUUUGGGAUUGUGCCUGUAGAGGCCAUGUACUGCUGCUGCCCUGUUAUCGCGGUGAACUCUGGGGGGCCCCUGGAGAGUGUUGUAGAUGGAGAGACAGGCUUUCUGUGUGAGCCCACAGCACAAGCUUUCUCUCAGGCCAUGGAGAAGCUGGUAAUGGACCCUGUCCUCCGCAGGAAAAUGGGACAAGCAGGAAGAAAGCGAGUGCAAGAUAAGUUCUCUCUUCAGGCCUUUUCUGACCAGCUGCAUGGCUACAUUCUCCAACUGAGCAAGUGACGAAAAGACUCAGAAGACCCCGAGAAAUUGUGGUCCAGAUCAUUUGUCUAAAGAAAAGUGAGUCAGAGUCCAUGUAGAGACAGUGGGCGAGCAGGGACGUGGGGAGUAUUACGAGAACUUAAGGGGACAAUUAAUCAGGGUUCCCGGGAGAGUUUCAGAGAGGGAGAACAAGGUGGAAUAUCUGGACCAAUUAAGAAAGAAUAACGACUUUACCUGCCUUAUCUCUGAAGAAAUGCCUGGCCUGCACUUUGUUUGUGUGUGUGUGAGAUUGUAAAUGUGAAGCAGCACGGCAACCAAGAGCCCUGCAGAAGAGGAGACAAACAGCCGUCUUCGUUUCCUUUCGGUGUUCAGAGUAAAAAUGUGGUCUGGCACCACAGGCACAGAUCGAUAAGCAAGAUGCUUAAGCUACUUCCUGUUCACUCAUAGCUUUGUUCCCAUCCCCUGAUUCAGAAGCCGCUGGCCUGUCUGUGACUCCUGCUGCUGCACGGAGGUUAUUAGGAGGUGAUGGCGAGUGUUUGGCUUCAUUAGGGGUCUGGCUGAUGGGCAGUGUGUCUGUGUCUGGGUCAUUAUCAAUGAGGAUAGCAGAAGGUCAUUGUGUCUGCUACUGUACACAAGCACUCAUAUCGACAUUCCUGAAGUCCUAAUAAACAAGAGGACACAUACUUGCCUGACUCCUCCUGGCUCUUCUUUGUUUGCAAGUAUUUUUGGCCUUUAAUAGUUUUGAUAAACACUUUUUCAGGUCGCUGGGAGUCAGAGAAAUAUUAUGUUUAUUCUAUGGAAAGCAAUUGGAUUUUUCUAGAGAUGUUGUGCCAGUCAGUUUCCACAUCCACUACCAACAAUGUCCAGCAUUUUAAUAAAUGCACCUCUUCAAAUACUGUCCCAUGCUUCUCAAUCUGAUUCCAUAAGUUUCUGUUGCUGCUACUACGCUCAUCCUUUCCAGGAGGUCAGUGGCCUGGUCUUCAUUAGUACGGGCCUGUGCACAGACAGACGCAGACGUCGAAGCAGCAGUUUGUUAUCCCCAGUUAGUGCACUGGUAGUGGUCAGUGUUGUGAAGACCGUGUGAGACCAGAGCAUGCAGAGUCCAAGAUAAAGGGAACACACAUCUGUUAAUCUUAUAGACAUGUAUUUCUUGCUGCAAAACAAACAGUAGUCCUUAUUUCAUAAUAAAUCAAACCUGUUAUGCUGUCAUUGAAACAAUAGUUUGCUCUCUAAUCAGUUGGGACUUGGUCUCUAUAUGUUCUGGUCUUUGCCAUAACACUAGUUGCUUCUGAAGCAGAAGCAAACAAUGAGUGAGUGUGUGUUUUGGAGAACGUUGAGGUGCUAUCUUACCAGCCUGUCUCAUCUUGGUUUAUGCUCUGCCAUCUCUUUGGCAUACGAUGCAGCAGAGCUCUACUGUAGCUCUGUCCUCGGUUCUCCGGGGAAUUGCUUGUCAUUCUCCAUCUGGCCAAACUCCAGUUACCUCCAGUACCUGACCGACCCAACAGGUCUGGUCUAGAGAGGAGUGACCCACUGCAUCCUGAGGCAGUCUGGCUCCCUCCCUCGAAACAGCUGGUGGAUGUCCAAGCAAGGGCUCCCUGCUGGGACAGUCAACCCGGAGGCAAAGCAAGUACCUCCCCAGAUCCCUUUCCAGAGAUUGCCUUAUGCCCAGGACAUGGAGAACUCUCUGGCCCCCUUUCAAUAGUAAAGGAGCAAGAAAGGAUGACAGCGGAAAAUAAGACCAUCUGCAGCAACAUGUGAAGGUUAUCCACUGAGUCAGACUGAGCAGCAGAGCACCCACUGUAUGGUCCAAGAAACUGCGGGAGAACACUCUACAAACCUCCAUAAGAAUAAAGGUAAUUGAACCUCCAGUGGAGAAUCUUACAUGGUGCUAUCACUUCCAAUGCUUUUAUGGCAGAGAUUAAUCCUGCUGUUCUUAAUCAUUGCCCUUUUACCACAAACAAGAGGCUGUUUACCAUGCUUUGACAGGCAUCUUCUUCUCUCUUCAGACAUGUUUUUGGUUUCAUUCAUGUCAGUUUUACUGAGCGAUUUUUUAUCAUGGGAGUGGGGUACAACAGGAUGGAGAAGAAGGGACGUCAGGUGGCCAAGACAGUGUGGAAUGUUUUCAAUGGUUUUUAUUUCAACAUACUGUGCUAUAUUGAGGAUGCCCA